This is a messenger RNA of Aplysia californica (California sea hare), 3067 nucleotides long. RefSeq lists its product as uncharacterized. The coding region runs from base 99 to 1223 and encodes 374 amino acids. The record is from RefSeq and is a predicted model, not a curated record. Lineage: Eukaryota; Metazoa; Mollusca; Gastropoda; Aplysiida; Aplysiidae. The transcript is spliced from 4 exons.
UAAGAAGCCGGAAGGCUCCGUGGACAACGUAAACAUACGUUGGGGGGAAAUAAUUAGCGAACGAAAGGUGUAUCAAAGGGUAAAUAACGUGAGCCACAAUGGCGGUGGCAGAGGCUGCUGUGUCAAUAGCACCAGCUGCUGAUGAGAAGCCAGAGGGAAUACAGUGGUUUUCGAUGCGGCCCAAGCGGACGCAAGCCAUGCCACAGCACACACUUUUCGGAACCAACAUGGAGAGCUUUGACAAGAACAGUCUAAGGGACACAGAGGCACGAUACAUCCCAGAGGGCUACAUUAGGCCUACCCCAAACAGAUACCCCUUACCAGAUUACCUCCAACACAAACUCACGGGUCGAGAGGCUCUGGAGUCAUCCAGACGGGACUUGCUCCGACAAAAAAAUGUCUUCUCUGAAAUUGAUAAGGAACUGCGAGCAAAAGCCCAGGGAGCGCUUUCAUUCAAGGAGUCCAAGCAGCAUCCAAGCCAAACAGCUCGUAGUGAUCGCUCCAAGCGACCGACAUGGCUGACAGAGGAGGAUCUCAAACAUUCUGAGGACAUCAACAUUGUUGGGCUUAACGCUAGAGGGAGUUACAAUAGAGAUAAAUAUGGACCAAAGCCCAGACGUCACAACUACAGCCUGAUUGGGGACGUUAUGGCUAAGAAUAUGGAGUUCAACACUCCGAGAGUAGGAAUUCAGGAUAAUGAGGAGGCAUUCAGAAGAGGAAAGGCAUGUGGCUGGGGACCUGGGCGUCAGUUGCCGUAUGAGCUUAUGGAUGAUAAAACAAAAAAGAGCAAAUCAAAGUCAAGGAGCCUUGUUGACCUACCUCCAAAUAUACGACACACAUUUGGCAGCAGAGUUUGUGACUCCCUUUUAUCAGAUAAAGAGCUAGUAGACAGGGCAAUGGAAAGACAGAAAGUUAGUUCGGGACCCCCUCGGCCGUCAAAGAAAGAAAACGUUGAGGGUUUGCCAGUUGACCUCAAGGGUAACUAUGAGAGUCUUGGCCAAGCCAUGAGGUAUAACGUGUUUCCUGGUCUGACCACUGAACACACAAUAAGUCGAACUCAAGACGAUUUCAACGAUGAAGUCCACCUGAGACGUGUACCAAAUCCAGACGAGUACAGAUAUCAGAGGGAUGAACUGAGUACAUGGUCUGAGCAUAAUGUUCUGAGAGAAAGAAUGAAGAAGGCUUGGAAUGAGACGCAUCCAAUAGGUGGCAAGAAACCAUAGCACCCCCACGUCUGCUUUUCUACCUCUGCAUUGGGCAAUCCUGAUGGAUAGAUAAAGCUCUUUGCCUCACUUUUUCUGUUUUUUUGUUUUGAAGUGUCAUGCAUUUCUUUUCCUUUAUAUUGCAUUCUUUGGCUAUGUACCAACAAUAACAUUGCUAUAUAUACUUGUUUUUGCUGUGAUAGUGUAAUUGUGCACACAGUAUGUUUUAACCUUUACUGGGAUUCGAUAUGAGUUUCUUUCCAAGCAAAACGAAACUAAUAUUGAUUAUUGGAAAAUUAUUCCCCAUAGACUCUUCUUGUUUUUAAAAAUGGGGUAAAUUAUCUACAUAAUACCUUCUACGACAAAUAUUUUCAUUGCGAAAUUCAUAGUGUAGGUAUAUUAAUAUUAUACUUAAUCAUCAUCUGACAAAAAACUUUUGUUAAGAAAGAGAGUAGCUUUAACUUCCAUUUUACAUAAUAUUAUAUUUGUGAACAAGCUAUUCAGUAAAGAGACUAAAUUGAAGAAUUACAAAUCAAUUAUGAUGUGCUUUUACUAUAAUAUUCUUACAACGUAGAACAAAUACUCAUUUUGUAGAUUCUUUUUUUUCUCUCUUUCUCAUAAUAUCUAUAAUUGCACAUAUCAGAAUUAUAUAGUUAAUUUAUAUGUAAGUAUAACCUACAACUUCAAGCAUGCUGCCAAAUUGACGUUUUUGUUACGUUGUGAAACAAAAACACAGUAUACCAAAUUGAAUGUGCCUUUUGUAUGCUCUGCUUCGUGUAGAAAUAUGUCCCUACUUUGAAAAAAAAAAUUAUUUACACAACACAUUUUUAUGUAAUAUUGUGAUAAAAAAUCUAUGUAUACUUAAUUGCUGUAUGACUUUGGAAAUUUUGGUAACUAUGACAGCAUCGUGGAUUAUGUUUUGAAGGCCUUUAGCUCAGGUUAAAACAGUCUUUUUCUUUUUAAGCUGUGCACUAUCUGGCCAUAUUAAAAAAGCAACUCACUCUGUGCAACCGGCCCGAUAAAUCAAACCAGGCAUUCUAUUGUUUUAUAAAAACAGCAAUAUCUUGAACUCCCAGAGGCAUUUUUUUAGUCCUCCAUAGUUUUCUAUAGGUGACGAUUGUCUUUUAUAGCCACGAAUGGUUCGUAAGCUUAGUUUCUACAUAGUUUUCUGUGAAUGCCGACAAUCUGGUUGAAAAGGCAAGCCUAGCUGCUAACUUGUGGGCAUCAUUUUAUUUUUGGCAUCUACAGUGAAAACUGUCUAAGACAGCCACCCAUUGUGGAGGAGACAAAUGGUGGUUUUAGACUGGUGGCCAUCUUGCACAGUGUCAUUAUAAUGUAAAAAAUGUGUGAGGCAGGAAAUGGGAAAGGGCCAAUUGUACAGGUCAUUGUGUUAUACAGGUAGCUGUAAGAGCAGGUUUGACUGUGAGAUUUUUACUCUUACUUUCAACAAACAGUGUGAAUAUAUAGGUAUAGAUUUACCGAAAUAAUCUCUUUUUUCUUUUCAAUAUUAUAUUCUGUAACAUGUGUAAAAAAAAAUUUUAAAAAGGCCUCUGUAAAUAUCUUUCAAUAUUGCUCAACCCAUGUAUUUUACUCAUCAUUGUUCAGUGAACCAUUGUUUCAUGAAGACAACCAGUACCAGAUAUUUAUGUUAGAAGUGCCUCAGGUCAUGUUACAAUAAGUUACAUGGUUGUGUUCUUUCUCUGUUUCUGUUAGAUUAUUGUCAUUUUUAUGCCUACAUUGUGUAUUAUUCUUCAGCUGUUUUCAUGUGGGAGCCUAAUUUGUUUGGUAUUAUUAACUGUUACUGAUAAACUAUUGCUUAUAGUGUUAUUGUGAGGAACAUGAUAAUUAAUGGUCAUUUAGUGAAA